GCAAAGUCGACCGGCUCCAGUAUCCUUUACUUAGGACAACGGUCAGCGAACCCCGUCGCUAUAACAAUUGAUCAACUAACGACCAUCAAACACAACAGACAACCCAAGUUCGACUCUUACCGCAGUCAUCAAUCUCGGCUCGUCGAAACAUCAGAACUUGAAACAUGAAGCUCAUCCACAUCCUUGCACUAGCUCUAGUCCUCACCGGCAUCUCCAUCGCCGUGGACCCAGUCUUGUGUGAAGGCUGUGGGCAUCGGACUGGUCACCUGAUUGGAGAGGUUGAAGAAAAAUGCGGUCAGUACGAUAAGAAAGACCCCACUAGUGUAGCUUGUACAUACCUACGCCAGAAGAAGGUCCAGGAAUGCAGCAGGAAAGAAUGUGGGCAGGUCUUCCACAUGAACAUCCCAAUCAAGAAGAACGGCGGUACUCCUCUACUAUUCCGGCAGUGCAAACAUCAAUGGUCACAGCCUGCAAGCCGCCCAACAGCUACUACUCGAUCUACUCACAUGUAUAACUUCAUGCCUGGGGCUCCGAGGUCUGGAUGAUCAGUCAAUGUUUAAAGAAAGUCAACUGUGUAGUGACAAUUGUUGAGAUCUUUCAAUUGAGUGUAUAUAAAUAUAUAGUUUCAGACCCAGCUGUAUACCCACAUAAUAUAAGCUCAGAGCUUUUU
Messenger RNA from Puccinia graminis f. sp. tritici CRL 75-36-700-3, 670 nucleotides. RefSeq lists its product as uncharacterized. NCBI's taxonomy places the organism in Eukaryota, Fungi, Basidiomycota, Pucciniomycetes, Pucciniales, Pucciniaceae. The record is from RefSeq and is a predicted model, not a curated record. The transcript has a single exon. Bases 165 to 545 code for a protein of 126 amino acids.